Molecule: messenger RNA, 1515 nt
Organism: Heterobilharzia americana
Lineage: Eukaryota; Metazoa; Platyhelminthes; Trematoda; Strigeidida; Schistosomatidae
Source: the annotation of a GenBank genome assembly
GUUCAUUCUGGAUUUUUGGCGGCUUCCGUACGUUGCUGUAACUUGUAGAACCCACUGAAAAUGGUAAGUAGUUCCUUGCCGCCAAAUAUUCUUUGAAUUACAGCGUGAAUGUAUCAGUGUACAUGUUGGCCAAGCUGGUGUGCAAAUGGGGAAUGCAUGCUGGGAAUUAUAUUGUCUGGAACAUGGUAUCCAGCCCGACGGACAAAUGCCAAGUGAUAAGACCAUUGGAGGAGGAGAUGACUCAUUCAACACCUUCUUUAGCGAGACAGGUGCCGGAAAACAUGUUCCAAGAGCAGUGUUCGUUGAUCUGGAGCCGACGGUGGUGGAUGAAGUGCGAACUGGCACUUAUCGCCAACUGUUUCAUCCGGAACAGUUGAUAACUGGUAAGGAGGAUGCGGCUAAUAACUAUGCUCGGGGUCACUACACGAUUGGGAAAGAAAUAGUGGACUUGGUUUUGGAUCGUAUUCGUAAACUAGCUGACCAGUGCACGGGGCUUCAAGGUUUCCUGAUUUUCCACUCAUUUGGCGGAGGCACGGGCUCAGGGUUCACGUCCCUCUUAAUGGAGCGUUUGAGUGUUGACUAUGGUAAGAAAUCAAAGUUGGAGUUUGCUGUGUACCCUGCACCUCAGAUAGCAACGGCUGUUGUUGAACCAUACAACUCCAUUCUGACAACGCAUACUACUCUAGAGCAUUCCGACUGCGCGUUUAUGGUGGACAACGAAGCCAUAUACGAUAUUUGCCGACGCAAUUUGGAUAUUGAGCGUCCGACUUACACAAACCUAAAUCGAUUGAUUGGGCAAAUAGUAAGUUCCAUCACAGCAUCACUGCGUUUCGACGGUGCUUUGAACGUGGAUUUGACAGAAUUCCAGACAAAUUUAGUCCCCUAUCCGCGUAUCCAUUUUCCUUUGGCUACUUAUGCACCUGUAAUCUCAGCUGAAAAGGCGUAUCAUGAACAGUUGAGUGUUGCAGAGAUAACAAAUGCCUGUUUUGAGCCAGCCAACCAAAUGGUGAAGUGCGACCCUCGUCAUGGGAAGUACAUGGCUUGUUGUAUGUUGUAUCGUGGGGAUGUGGUCCCCAAGGAUGUAAAUGCAGCAAUUGCAACCAUCAAAACAAAGCGCACUAUCCAGUUUGUAGACUGGUGUCCCACAGGUUUUAAGGUCGGUAUUAACUACCAACCACCGACAGUUGUUCCUGGUGGUGACUUGGCAAAGGUGCAGCGCGCUGUGUGCAUGUUGAGUAACACAACUGCGAUAGCCGAAGCCUGGGCUCGUUUGGAUCAUAAGUUUGACUUGAUGUAUGCCAAGCGUGCAUUUGUGCAUUGGUAUGUUGGUGAAGGUAUGGAAGAAGGUGAAUUUUCUGAGGCACGUGAGGAUUUGGCUGCACUGGAGAAAGACUAUGAAGAAGUUGGUGUUGACAGUGUUGAUGGAGAAGGUGAGGGUGAAGGAGAGGAGUACUAAGAUCCUUUCACUUUGUGUCAUGCCUCGUUGUUACUUUAUCUUAAUAAAAUUUUCACACU